Molecule: messenger RNA, 3825 nt
Organism: Etheostoma spectabile (orangethroat darter)
Lineage: Eukaryota; Metazoa; Chordata; Actinopteri; Perciformes; Percidae
Gene: gjb8
Product: gap junction protein beta 8
Exons: 2
Coding region: 232-1038 (268 amino acids)
Biological process (GO): cell-cell signaling; gap junction-mediated intercellular transport
Cellular component (GO): connexin complex
Molecular function (GO): gap junction channel activity
Source: RefSeq, a predicted model, not a curated record
GAAAACCCUCUGAAGACUCAGGUGCGUCUCACACUCAGCUGGAACACGGGGUUGAGACAUUGUUGUCCUCAAACGAGCUAAACUCUGAUUCUGUUGGACCACCAGGAACAACUUUCUUCGCAUCCCAAAAUAAUUAAGGAUGAAUUGAUCUUUAUGGAAACUUAUUGAUUGUUUUUUGUAUAACCCCCAAAGAGACAGGUCGUCUGAGCUUCCAGAGUCCUCUUCGCCACGAUGAGCUGGGCUGCGCUCUACUCUCAGCUGGGCGGCGUCAACAAACACUCCACCAGUCUGGGAAAGAUCUGGCUCUCCGUCCUUUUCAUCUUCCGCAUCACUAUCCUGGUCCUGGCAGCUGAGAGCGUCUGGGGGGACGAGCAGUCCGACUUCACGUGCAACACGCAGCAGCCUGGCUGCAAAAACGUCUGCUAUGACCACUUCUUCCCCGUGUCGCACAUCCGCCUGUGGUGCCUGCAGCUGAUCUUUGUGUCCACGCCGGCCCUGCUGGUGGCCAUGCACGUGGCCUACAGGAAUCGCGGGGAUAAGAGGGUGAUGCUGGCCUCCAACGGCAACGAGAAGAUGACAGAGAACGACCUGAAGACCCUGAAGGGGAGGCGUCUGCCAAUCACAGGCCCGCUGUGGUGGACCUACACGUGCAGCUUGUUCUUCCGCCUCAUCUUUGAAGGUGGCUUCAUGUAUGCGCUGUACUUCGUCUACGACGGCUUCCAGAUGCCCCGGCUGGUGAAGUGCGAGCAGUGGCCUUGCCCCAACAAGGUGGACUGCUUCAUCUCCAGGCCAACAGAGAAAACCGUCUUCACCAUAUUCAUGGUGUCCUCGUCGGCCAUCUGCAUGGUGCUGAACGUGGCCGAGCUGUGCUACCUCAUCGCCAAGGCCAUCAUCAGGUGCUCUGCCAGGUCAAGCAAGAGGCAGCUGUCUUACAGCCACGCGGACAGCGUGACGCGGGAUAAUGCCCACCUGCAGAACAAGAAGAACGAAAUGCUGUUGUCUUCCGUCACUGAUUCGACCAGCAACAAGAUGUGUUAGAAGAUAGCCACCAGUUGUUCCUAGAGAAGAUAGAAAAGCAUAAACUGUAAAGCCAACCACCUAUGAUGGUCUCAGUUUGUAGCAGAUUUUGGGAAUGUGUAAAUUCAAAUAACCACAACCAAGAUUCAUUUAGAUAGACAGUGUCUGUAUAGCUCUGGUGGCUGACCUUCUACACUCGUGUGAAGGCAAAUCCCUGUAGCUACCAUAUGCAUAUUUGCUCUAUAUUUUCCUACACGUGGCCUUAAAUCUGCCCCUAAAGGCAGUCAGGUGUUUUUUCCUUAGUCAACGCAUUCUCAUGAACAGGUUUGUAUGAUAUCGCACGACAACGUAUGCAAACCAAUUCAUGUGAAAUCCUGCGAAAGAAAGCAACAAAAAGGAAUUACGUGACAAGUUCAGCGGUCUUUCCAGGUCAAUUUAGCCGAAAAAGGGUUACUGUCAACAAGGUACCAGUCACCAUGAAGUGCUGGUAUUUUCAAGAGACGUUGCUGUUGAGUUUAGCUGACAAAAGUUGAUCAUCACCCCAUUAAUCACACCACCCCAUUAAUUAGUAUGACAAGCGUUUCCUGGGUUUAAAUCUUGUGUUUUCCCCUGACACAAAUUCUGUUCUGGUUGUGUUUUUUUUUUGUGUUUUAUAAGUGCCUUACUUUCAUAGCUAUAUGUUGGCUACAAAUGGUUCAUGAGGACAGCCUGUCUUUGUGCAAAAAAAAAACAAUCUAAAGUAUGGAUCAUUUUACAUCUGGUAGAAUUCCCAGUGAGUAGCCGAUUACUUAAAGAGUCUGUGAGUUUUUCUUUUCUUUUUUUAAAGUAGUGUUUUUGUAUCUGUGGAUCAUCCACAUGAUCCCAAGUGUUACCUUCCUUUCACACAGUGGAUGGUCAACAGCGUUUGAUGGAGGGAUUUCAUUUUUUGUUCACAGUUUGAGGUCGCGUGAAUGUUUUGAACCAGAGAAGAAUGAGUUUACACUGACAUCUAGUGGCCGGAAGUGGACAAACACCUUCCUCUAGACCUGAGGGAUUUGUCUGGUGUUGAAGAAGAGAAAGGAGAAACAAAAAGUGGCUUUGUGAUUACGUUUUUAGUGUCUACUUUACAAGAGCUGAGGUUUGACUUUAAAUGUGGUUGAUUUUAAAUGUGUUUUACAGUUAUUGAUGAAAGCAGAUGAGUUUUUAUAAUCCUGCUGUGUUGAAUCACGUGAUGAAGUUGAGUUUAAAAACCCAUAGUUGAAUAACUUUCUAUACAUGAUACUAGAGUUUUUACACAUGUUUAUAUUUGCUGAGAAGUGUGUUUGCACAAGAUUACGCUGAUAGACUUUAACAUAACAUAAUGAAAUCCUACCUACCACACUACAGUGGUUUAGAAGAUGUGAUGCUCUUUGCUUUUCAAUCACAAUGUGUUUUGUCUUUUACUUGAACUGAAAGUAUUUGAAGUGUUGGGAAUGUGGCAAAAAUAUGUAUGUUUGGAGUGUAAAAUGUCUUUUAAGCAAUAUGUUUUUCUUCUGCAGUCAGCACGUGCUAGAAACCCCCACUACCAUUAAUCUUAUUGCUUAAUUACAUUGGUUCUCAAAGUCUAAAAAAUAGGAUUUUGUAGAAAUAUUAUUUCAGAAAGACUGAGUGGAGUUGAACCAUACAGAACAUUACUUUUGAUUCCAGUCAAGUUGCGUGACUAGAAAAAUACCAACUCUGUCAGACUUUUAGUGAUUUCUUGAUGUGAAUCAAUGACUAUUUGACUCAAUAUUUUGGUAAUAUUUGUUGUUGCCCCCCUGAAGACGUGUUAACCCUACAAAGGUUUGUUUCAGAAAGUAGGAUUGUCGAGUUGGACAGACAACUGAAAAUCGUAUUACGGGUUUGCUUCUGAAGUACCUUUUGUUAUUAUCUUCAGACGAUUCCUAAACAUUCAAAUGUACGUCAAUGCUCUUAAUCCUGCUUUUUGAAACGUUGUCCAGAAGGUGUCCUGUUCAGCCCAGACCUGGUGUGUUAUUUGGACUUGUGUUGUUGUUGCAGUGUGUACUGACCCCAGCUGGCUGUAUCAGCUUUCAGCAUGCGCCUUAUUUUAGCCACCACACUAAUCACGGCUUAACGUUAGGAACUACGGGCCAAGCUCAAUUUGAAAAUGUCUUUGUCCUCCCUCCGAUCCGGGAAUAACUGAGUUGGAUUAGUUACAUCUGUGUUGUUAAAAAUAACAAACCCAGCUUCUGUGAACAGAGGACAGUGAUUAAGAGAGAUUGAAAAAGGGUAUGUGAGGCAAUUUAGACAGUAAACUCUUAAAAAGACAAUCAGUGUCGUAUAUUUACAUGACAUAACCGAUGCAGUUCUGUGGAGUUACAGCAUGGAGUCAACUGACAUUUUUUUAAGUGGGCAACAAUAUUGUUGAUCAAAGAUCCAAGUCAUGGAUCUUUGCAUGUAUGCAGAUUCAGGAACAAUAUUUGUGAUUGUUUUGCAUAUCUGCUCUGCAUUGACCUUUGACCUCUUGCUUUUAUGUAACAGCCGAAUAACAGUUUUGAUGUAACGUUUGUCAUAGCAACUGUGUUUUUUAAGGGACAAGCCUGAUCAUUCCAGUCCCAAGAUUUUUAAACAUUUUUCUAUUCAGAUUUCUCCCACAAUCUAGUUUUAGUAAACGUUUUUAACAGCAAAUUACAAACUUAUGAACAAACAGCUCUCCGAGCAAGGAAUGAAGAUUACAUCUGUUUUACUUGUGUUUUGUACCUGAGAUGUUUUUAUCACACCCGCACUUUGAUCCUUGAAGUCUUUUAUCUUUGUGAGACCUUUUUUUUUCAUAAAUCAGUAAAAACAAAA